UUCUGGUUAAAAAGAUGAAAUUUUCUGCGGAAUUUAAUGCAAGAAUUAAAGAGCCAUGGAGGGAUUCAUAUAUGGAGUAUGCAAGUCUCAGCAAUUUACUAAAAGCCAAAACGAUAGACGAAUGGGACGAACAAUGCGAAUCUGAAUUUAACGCCUGUUUUCUAACUGAGUUAGAAAAGGUAUACUGCUUUGUGCAGAUCCAUCUAGAUGGACUUGUCAAACGCAUCGACAACUUUGACAAGAUCCUUGAAGGAAAAAAUGACUUUAUGAUGAAUAUAAAGUAUGAAGCUAUUGCGGACGAUAUUGCAGAAACACUGAUUGACGUUGACGAACUGGCAAAGUUUCACAGUCUUAAUGUAGAAGCGUUUGAAAGAAUUGCCAAAAGACAUGCUCGAUACACGGAACGUAUACAGCAAGCUUUUAAUUUUGAAAAUGCUCUCGCAAUAUAUCCAUUAUAUAAUCAGUGGUUUGAUCCAUUGUUUGUUCUUUUAUCAGAAAUGUACAAUUUAUGCAAGCGCAAGGGGGAAAUAGAGGUAGUGGAUAAAGUUGCGGAUGAACCUGAUCAAGUAGAGUUUGAAAGAGAAACGAAGAAGUAUUGGAUUCACCCCGAUCAUAUUGCAGAAGUAAAAGCCAUCAUUUUAUUACAUCUUCCCGUUCAUGUUCAGGGCCAAGGCAAGUCAUACAAGGCAACCGAUGCAGCUGUAUCAAGCGUAUAUUAUGACAACAAGUCAUUUGAUAUGUACAGGCAAAAGUUACUUCAAAAGAAAGGGUCUGAAACUGUCCGUGUCCGUUGGUAUGGCAACUGCGAUAGCCUUAGUGACGAUGUUUACGUGGAGAAGAAAACGCAUCGGGCAGAAUGGCUGGAAGGGAAGUCCGUGAAAGGCCGUUUUAAAAUCAAGGGGCAACAAGUCAAUGACUUUAUGAACGGACGUUACGGCGCAGAAGAGUAUGAAGCUGAAAUGGAAAAGAAAGGCAUUUUAGAUAGUGAAAUUAUAGAGAGUAGAUUAUUUAUAGCAAAGGGCAUACAGUCAUUAGUUAUGAACCGCAAGCUGCAACCGGUAUGCAGAAUAUUCUAUAAUCGCCUAGCCUUCCAAUUACCUGAUGAUCAGAGGCUUAGGAUCUGCCUUGAUAGCAACUUGACUUUUAUUCGUGAAGACCAUCUCGAUGGGAAGCAAAGACGACUUCAAGAUGGUUGGCGUAGAGCUGAUGUGGAUAUAAAUUACCCUUUUCACAACGUUGACGAAAAUGAUAUUUUACGUUUUCCUUACGCCAUCCUCGAAGUCAAGGUCCAGAAACAUUUGGGACAGGAAAUACCUAGUUGGUUAUCUAGUUUGUUAAACAGUGACAUAGUUCACGAAGUAUCUAGUUUUUCAAAAUAUGUCCAUGGUGUAAGCCACCUCUUUAAGGAUAUUGUCAACGAACUACCACCAUGGCUUUCUCAACUUGACCAAAAUAUACGAAAACCUGCUGGCUCUCGUGAUGGAAUAACAAGGUCGCAGAGUUUUAAAGCUUUAUUUAACGGUAGACACAGACGCUCACUGAUGCAAAAUGAUGAAAAAAACAAUAGCGGUAGCCUCAAGAUACAGGUUGAAGAAUCGCUUUUUAAAGAGAGACUAGAAUCAAUCAACUGGGGAUUUGACAACACCAAUAAAAGGGGAAGGAUUAAUGCACCUAUUUCAAACAGAGUGCAUAUAAACCAAGAAAAUAGAAUUCAUGGUCAGCUUGUUGAUAUACCAGAAAAAACAGAGCUUACCGAUGAACCAGGCAUCACAUCUAGACGAACUUUUGUAUCCCGCAUGGUGCAAAGAUACAAGGAGAGAAGAAAGAAAGAGAAAAGCGACGAAGAAAACCCUUCGCCAGUGGGCCCCUCAGCUCCUGUAAGAACUAUGACAAGAUACUCAUCCUUCCACCCAGCGAAACAAGACCCAAAAGUCUUUUUUGCCAAUGAACGCACAUUUCUCACUUGGCUUCAAUUUUGUGCCGUGCUUCUUACUAUUGCACUAAAGCUAUUAAAUACCGGUGAUGGUAUAACCCGUAUAGUUGGCACCGUCUUCCUCUCGCUAUCUGCCUUCUUAUCUAUGUAUGCCCUUGUUCGUUUUCAUUUCAGAGCAUUUCGGUUACAAACUGGUCGUACAGAUCUUCGUCUCGAUGACAUUUACGGGCCAGGUGUAUUGUGUGUAUUACUUGUAGCAGCUCUAGCUUUCAACUUUUACGUUCGUAUCCCACUUUUAUUCUCUGAAGAAAGAACAAGGAUUCUCCCAAAUCCGUACUAGACUGCCUUUAUAUUACACUGGGGCUCAUGACACUGAAUAAACUUGUAUUGAUUUUGACUGUAAAUAAGCAGAGGCACUAAUUUCAAACAUGUGUAAUCAAGGAGUCAGCCUCUUACAAUAAAAAACUUACAAUAAUAAUACGAUUAUAG
Rhizopus microsporus ATCC 52813 is the source of this 2422-nucleotide messenger RNA. RefSeq lists its product as uncharacterized. The transcript has 2 exons. The record is from RefSeq and is a predicted model, not a curated record. Lineage: Eukaryota; Fungi; Mucoromycota; Mucoromycetes; Mucorales; Rhizopodaceae. Gene Ontology annotation, cellular component: fungal-type vacuole membrane; vacuolar transporter chaperone complex. The coding region runs from base 15 to 2273 and encodes 752 amino acids.